AUGUCUUUUGGACUCACUGAUGCCCCUAAGGCAUUCAUGGACCUCAUGAAUCAGGUUUUUAAGGAAUUUUUUGACCUCUUCGUGAUUGYCUUUAUCGAAGACAUUUUCAUUUACUCCAACACAGUAGAGCAGGACGAAAGGCAUCUACGAYAGGUCUUGACUGUCUUGAGGGGAAACAGUUUAUAUGCAAAGUUCUCGAAAUGCGAGUUUUGGUUGAAUAAGGUGGCCUUCCUUGGCCACAUAGUCACUAGGAAGGGUAUUGCCGUGGACCCAGCUAAAAGUAGAGGCUGCAAGGCUACUUAUUCAGUAGAAAGGUGGACGAAGCUUUAUUUGCAGGAGAUAGUUAAACUUCAUGSCAUACCAGUGUCCAUAGUGUCAAAUCRGGACCCUYRUUUCACGUCAACUUCUUGGCGAAGUUUUCAUAAAGCACUUGGGACUCAGCUCGAUUUUAGUACGGCAUUCCAUCCCCAGAUCGAUAGUCAGACURAGCGUCUGAAUCAGAUUUUGGAAGACAUGUUGAGAGCCUGCAUAAUAGAGUUURCUUACAACAACAGUUACCAGUCAAGAAUUGCAAUGGCUCUAUAUGAAGCUUUGUAUGGGAAAWAGUGCAGGUCGCCAGUUUAUUGGGAUGAGGUCGGUGAGAAAGUCAUGUUGGGACCAUAG
This is a messenger RNA of Momordica charantia (bitter melon), 663 nucleotides long. The record is from RefSeq and is a predicted model, not a curated record. NCBI's taxonomy places the organism in Eukaryota, Viridiplantae, Streptophyta, Magnoliopsida, Cucurbitales, Cucurbitaceae.